Messenger RNA from Symbiodinium pilosum, 534 nucleotides. The record is from the annotation of a GenBank genome assembly. Lineage: Eukaryota; Dinophyceae; Suessiales; Symbiodiniaceae.
AUGGCUGCCUCCAGCUCGCAAGAUCCACCGCAACCAACGUAUCCAAAUUACCCAGAGAUGGUUGACUGCAUGAUCUGCAGAGGGAAAGAGGUGGCCAAGCGGCGUCCGGGCUAUCGGAUGACCUGUGCGGACUGCACCAAGUGCCAGGGCCGGUUCUGUGUCAAGUGCCGGGGGCCCUGGUUUGAGACUCAUAGCUGUAAAGUUUUCUUGGACGAGUUCGAGCUGUUCAAGGACCUGGAGUGGUUCUUCCGAAAGGGCGAGCAGAUUGACGACUUUCGGGAGAACUUGCAGCCGUUUGGCUACAAGAUGUGUCCUGGAUGCUUCCAGCCAGUCAUCAAGGAUAAUGAGGACGACUGCGAUCACAUCUACUGCGGUAACCCGAAGUGUCGCAUGGAGUUCUGCUGGAAGUGCUUGGCGAACAGGAAGGUCAUAGAGGUGCACGGCAAUCACCACCAUAAGUUGCUGCGAUGCAAGGAAAAAAGGGAGGAGAUGUCCCGACGAAAGAUACUUUACUCUAUAGGGUUUAGGGUUUAG